Gadus macrocephalus (Pacific cod) is the source of this 5957-nucleotide messenger RNA. RefSeq names its product ATP-binding cassette sub-family C member 4-like. The transcript has 31 exons. Lineage: Eukaryota; Metazoa; Chordata; Actinopteri; Gadiformes; Gadidae. Gene Ontology annotation, biological process: monoatomic ion transport; transmembrane transport. The record is from RefSeq and is a predicted model, not a curated record. Gene Ontology annotation, cellular component: plasma membrane. Gene Ontology annotation, molecular function: chloride channel activity; ATP hydrolysis activity; ABC-type transporter activity. Bases 181 to 4089 code for a protein of 1302 amino acids.
CUGCUGGUCCUCGGGCGGUGUUUGAGUGUCUGAUGUACAUACACAGCCCGGCGUCCAGAGCGGACAUGCGGCGGCUCCAAGGGGAGAAGGACUCACGCAUCUCUCGGUGGGCUUUAAUUGGGAGCGUCACCUCCCACACCGCGUAGGCCUACUGAUAUCGGUCCCGAAUGAGUUGCAGCCAUGGAGCAAGUUCAGGUGAAAGAGAUAGAGAAGAUCAACCCAGCGGCGACGGCCAACUGGUUCUCAAAGAUUUUCUUCUGCUGGCUGAACCCCUUGUUUCGUAUCGGUUACAAACGGUCCCUGGAAGAAGAAGACUUGUACAACGUGCUGCCGGAAUUCCGCUCAAAAACACUGGGGUUGACCUUGCAAAGCUACUGGGAUGAAGAGUGCCUGAAGAGUGCCAAAGAGCUGAAGAAACCAAGCUUCUGCAAAGCCGUCAUCCGUUGCUACUGGAAAUCCUAUUCACUGCUUGGCAUCUUCACAUUCAUUGAGGAGGCGACCAAGAUUGUCCAGCCGGUGCUGCUGGGGUACCUGUUGCGCUACUUUGAGACUUAUGACCCCAAUGAUUACCAUGGUCUGGAGCUGGCCUGCUACUACGCCCUCGGCAUGUCCCUGUGCCUCCUUCUGCUGGCGGUGAUGCAUCACAUAUUAUUCUUCAAUAUCCAAAAGGCGGGCAUGAAGAUACGGGUGGCCAUGUGUAACAUGAUCUUCAGGAAGGCCUUAUGUCUCAGCAACUCGGCCACAGGGAAAACGACCACGGGUCAGAUUGUCAACCUCCUCUCAAACGACGUCAGCAAGUUUGACGAUCUUACUAUUUUCCUGCACUACCUGUGGGUGGGGCCUAUCCAGGUAGCGGUGGUGGUCGCCCUUCUGUGGGGAGAAAUCGGCCCCUCGUGUUUGGUGGGAAUAGCACUCCUCAUCUUUCUGAUGCCCCUGCAAACCCAGUUUGGGAGGAUGUUCUCAGUUUACAGGAGCAGGACGGCGGUGCUCACCGACCACAGGAUUCGCACCAUGAACGAAGUGGUUACCGGCAUGCGCAUCAUCAAGAUGUACGCCUGGGAGAAGCCCUUCGCGGCCCUUGUUUCGGAGUACAGAACGGAGGAGAUCGUCAACUUGAUGAAGAGCUCCAUGCUGCGAGCCGCAAACAUGGCCACCUUCUUCUCGGCCAGCAAAAUCAUCGUUCUCCUCACCUUCGCUGUGUACGUGAUGCUGGGCAACACCAUCACGGCCAGCCGCGUGUUCGUCACCGUGUCGCUGUAUGGCGGCAUCCGCGUCACCGUCACGCUCUUCUUCCCCAGUGCCCUCGAGAGGCUCUUUGAGAGUCUCGUGAGCAUUGAACGGAUCCAGACCUUCCUGAAUCUAGAGGAAUUGCCCAAGAACACCAAUGUGUUCUGCCAGCCAAAGGAUGCCUCUGUGAUCAUCCAGGAACUCGUCUGCUACUGGGACAAGAACCAAGACGCACCCUCCCUCCAGAACGUCUCGUUGAGUGUCGGCUCGAGGCAGCUGGUGGCGGUGAUUGGACCUGUGGGCGCCGGAAAGUCCUCCCUGCUGAGUGCCAUCCUGGGGGAGCUGCCCCUUGACAAGGGGGUGCUCAAGGUGAAGGGGCAGCUGACCUACGCCUGCCAACAGCCCUGGGUGUUCCCCGGGACAAUCCGCGGAAACAUCCUGUUCGGCAAAGAGCUAGACCCCGCCAAGUACGAGAAGGUGCUGCGGGCCUGCGCCCUGAAGAGGGACAUGGAGCUGCUGCCAGACGGGGACCUGACUCUGAUCGGGGACCGGGGAGCCACACUCAGUGGGGGGCAGAAGGCUCGCGUCAACCUGGCCAGAGCUGUGUACCAGGAUGCUGACAUCUAUCUCCUUGACGACCCUCUCAGUGCCGUGGAUGGCGAGGUCGGGAGGCACCUGUUUGAAAAGUGUAUCUGUGGUAUUCUGAAGGACAAGCCCAGGAUCCUGGUCACCCAUCAGCUGCAGUACCUGAAAGCCGCCGACCAGAUCCUGGUUCUCAAGGAGGGUAACGUGGUGGCCCAGGGGGGGUAUACAGACCUGCAGAGGUCUGGACUGGACUUCACCUCUCUGCUGAAACACGAGGAGGAAGGGGAGGGGAAGUUGGAGGAGUUGGCACGCAGCCGAACAGUCUCCUGCAACUCCUCGCCCAAUGAAGAAGCAGACCAGCUGCCGGCAGAACGUACCCAAACAGCUGUGGAGGAGGGCCGAUCGCAGGGGAAUAUCAGCACGGACAUGUACUACAAGUACUUGCGUGCUGGAGCGAACAUCUUUGUUCUGGUAGUGCUCUUUGUGGUCAACAUAGUCGCUCAGGUGGCCUACAUCCUUCAGGACUGGUGGUUGUCUGAAUGGUCCGAUAGGCAAGGCAGCCUGACGGCCGACAUAAAUAACAACAUCACCAACGCCACCGAGGUGUUGGAUAUACCCUUUUACCUGGGAAUAUACGGAGGUCUGACUGCAGCCACGCUACUUUUUGGGCUUGUCAGGGCAAUGCUCUUCUUCUAUGUGCUGGUGAAGAGCACGGAGACCCUGCACAAACGCAUGUUCGACACCAUAUUGCGAGCGCCCGUGCACUUCUUCGACGUGAACCCCAUAGGCAGGGUUCUGAACCGGUUCUCCAAGGACAUCGGCCAGAUGGACGUGUUGCUACCCAUCACCUUUGUGGACGCCUUCCAGAUCAUUCUGCAGACGAUCGGUGUGAUUGUGGUUUCGGCGAUGGUCAUUCCCUGGAUCUUAAUCCUGGUCGUACCACUCCUCAUAAUCUUUUUGUUCCUCCGCCGCUACUUCCUGCAAACCUCCAGGGACAUAAAGCGACUUGAGGGGACCACUCGAAGUCCCGUGUUCUCCCACCUGUCCUCCUCGCUACAGGGCCUGUGGACCAUCAGGGCCUUCAGAGCCGAGCAGCGCUUCCAGAACGUGUUUGACGCCCACCAGGACCUGCACUCAGAGACCUGGUACCUGUUCCUGACCUCUUCCCGUUGGUUCGCCAUGCGCCUGGACCUGUUGUGCGCCGUCUUUGUCAUCAUCCUCAUAUAUGCCUGUGUGCUGCUCCGAGAUAACCUAGGUGCAGGGGAUGUGGGGCUGGCUUUGUCCUACGCAAUCACCCUCAUGGGGAUGUUCCAGUGGGGAGUCCGGCAGUCAGCGGAAGUGGAGAACUUGAUGACCUCAGUGGAGCGAGUGAUGGAGUACACAGAGCUGGAGAGCGAAGCACCAUGGGAAACCGAGAAGCGUCCCCCGCUUGACUGGCCGAGCCAAGGCCUGGUGACCUUCGACGGGGUCAACUUCUCCUACAGCGCCGACGGGCCGGUGGUCCUCCGUAACAUGAACGCCGCGUUCCUACCUAGGGAGAAGGUUGGCGUGGUGGGGAGAACCGGUGCUGGGAAGAGCUCCCUGGUGUCGGCCCUGUUCCGCCUGGCAGAACCCCAGGGGAAGAUCUACGUGGACGGAAUACUAACCUCUGAGCUCGGCCUCCACGACCUGCGCCAGAAGAUGUCCAUUAUUCCUCAGGAUCCUGUGCUAUUCACUGACACCAUGAGGAAGAACCUGGACCCUUUCAGCCAGCACUCUGAUGAAGAGCUCUGGAACUCUCUGCAGGAGGUUCAGCUGAAGUCUGUGGUGGAGGAGCUUCCCGCCAAGAUGGAGACGCUACUGGCCGAGUCGGGCUCCAACUUCAGCGUGGGCCAGAGGCAGCUGGUAUGUCUGGCCAGAGCCAUCCUGAGGAAGAACCGCAUUCUCAUCAUCGAUGAGGCCACGGCCAACGUCGACCCCAGGACGGACGAGCUGAUCCAGAGGACGAUCCGGGAAAAGUUCAGAGAUUGCACGGUGCUCACCAUCGCUCACAGGCUCAACACCAUCAUAGACAGCGACCGCAUCAUGGUGCUCGACGCGGGGGAGAUCCAGGCCUACGACGCGCCCUACACCCUCCUGCAAGACCCUGAGGGCAUCUUCUAUAAGAUGGUGCAGCAGACCGGCCAGCAGGAGGCAGAGGACCUCUUUGCCUCCGCGAAGCAGGCCUACGAGAACAAGAGUCAGCCCAGCAGCAAGCACGGCAGCACCACCAACGUGAUCCACGAGACGCCCAUGUAAAACCACUCAGCCAAUCUCUGCCUUCAUACAAGAGUGGCGGUGCUACACUAUAACAGUGCUUGCGGUAAUGACGGAAGAGUUGGGCUUUGAGAACAUGCGGCUCUUCUAAGCCACAAGUGGAACCAGGAUGUUCUCGGGUAUGGGAGUUCUUUCAAACCAAGUGUUAAUAGACACUGGUGUAAGAAAUGAAACAAAAACCAACUACACAACCUCAAAUUAUUAUUUACCUCAUCAAGGUGUUGUUGUUACGCGAAAUGGCUUCAUAGCUGGCUGCUGCUUUGUUAAGUGCCUUUACCACGUUUCAAGAUCAGUGAAAACUUUCCUUUUCACUUAAAUCUUUUCAAGGACAAUUGUGCGUUUUCAGUGCCUUGCUAUGGUUCUGAUCUCAAUCUCAGGUGAGGAAAAUAACCCUGAUGAAUGUAUUAAAUGCUAAGCCAUGUCACGGUCAACUAGAACAAGCUGUACCUACCCAUAAGUUGGGUGCAAGUUUAACAGCACCUCCUGUUGGCCAUGAUGUUGCCUGCAUGUCCUUAAGGUACGAACACACCAAACGCGUAACCGCGUAAAGAUGUACGCGCGUAACGCAGCUAAAAUGUUGCUUGACCAUUUUGUGUCAAAAAUUGUCCUACGUACGCAGCUACGCGCCUGUGGCUGCGCUGGAUUUAGGAGGAGUCCGAGGAAGGAAACCCAAACGCCGCCGUGUUUGGGUGCAUGAUAGAGCUUGGAUCGGGUUAGAUUAAAUAAUCUCGGAUAUAAAUAACAAUAAUCGGGUUAAAUAACUUCACAUGGUGUGUCUGGUGUGUUUCCAGCAUUCGUAGUGUUGAUCAGCAGAGAAAUAGUCCGCCAAGACGUUGAGGUUGCUUAGCAACCAGAGACUCUGUCCAUGCAAGUGAACGGAGCGUUCACUCUUCGUCAUAACUAUCAAACCAAACAUCCUUCACAUUCACCGAGCGAACAUUAUGAAAGUAAAAUGCACAUUUCUCGCUAAAAAUGUUUCCAUAAACGCAUUUAAUGGCGUAACUAUGUUACUAUUUCCACCCAGAAUAAAGAAAGAUGUCGGCCGUAUGCUUCUGUGCAAGUGUCACUACUCUCUGCCAGUGACGUCGGGUCAAGCUCCACGCUGAUUGGCUAUCGCGGCUAAGCAUCACGCGUAUGAGCGUAAAAAGUUCAAUUUUUUGAACUCCUCGCGUACACGCGUAUAUGUACACGCGUAUAUGUACACGCGUAUAUGUACGCAGCUCAUACGCCGCUAACGCGAGUAAAAUGUUGCUUUUACGCAUGUAACGCAUGUACGCGCCUCAUACGCGCGUAAACCAAUGGUUCCCUAUGGAAAAAUUGCCGAUUUUAUACGCGUCUUACGCGAGUAACGUGGUUGGUGUGGCCGUACCUUUAGAGUUGGUGAGGCCUGUGUUGUCUUAUUGUAAAAGCCUUUAAGCAAGCACAGCCAAAAAGUGAGAUUUUCCAAGACACAAUUAUCGUCCUACAUGCAUUUCUGCAAUUUGAGUUUCCGUUUGGAUUGUAAUUGUUAUUGUACUUUUAACAAAGAGAUUGAGCGAGAGAGAGUUACCCUUGAAUUCUCAACAAUCUAUAUGUAAAUGUUUUUCAGUAGCAUUUUAUUGUGAUGUUAAGAGAAAAAAAUAUAUUUUUAAGUUUAUGUAAAUGGAAGUAUGCUGAGACAAAUGUUGAAUGUAAUUGAGUAAUGCUCUGUUCACAACUGGUUGCAGUGUUGCCUUUCCAUACAUUUAUUUCAAUGGAAGAUGGAUGACUGAUAGUAACGGAUCCAUUGGAAAUCGGCGGAUAUGUUUGAAAAUGUCAAUACUAUAUUUGUGGUUGGGACUGAAAUCAACCAUAAAAGUCAUCCAACACAA